AUGGACACCCCUCCAAGGCCCGCAGGGUCUGUUGUGAUUAUCGGCGCUGGAACUCAGGGCAGGCGCCUUGCAUUUAUGUGGUCGAGCAGAGGCGGCUCUGUGUGUCUGGUCGACCUUCAGGAGCAGCAGCUUCACGACGGGCUGAGCUAUGUGCAUCAGCUGCGGAGUGCGGAGGCCAGCCUGGACAGAAAUUGGGGAGAGGUGGCACUUGCCCACCCAACUUCCCUGGAUUCUAAAUUGCAAGACGCAUGGCUCGUUGUCGAGUGCGUGCCCGAGAACCUGGCACUAAAGCAGAAAGUUAUCACUCAGCUGGAUGAUCUGGCUCCCAAAGACACCAUCAUCGCUUCCAACUCUAGCAGUUAUGGCAUUUCCGAAAUUAUUGCGGGGCUAAACCUGAAGCAGAAAAGCAGGAUAUUGAGCGCACAUUGUUAUUGGCCACCAGAGACAUCAGCAAUCGAAAUCAUGGGACACAAGGAUACUGAUCCUGCUGCUGUCUCCCUGCUCUUGGAGCAAUGCAAGUCACAUGGGUUUUCCCCCUUCCAUGUCAAGAAAGACUCCAUCGGGAUUUGGGCCGCUAUCAAGCGUGAAACGCUGCUGGCUCUCUCCGAGGGGGUUUGUACACCUCAAGAGAUCGAUGCAAUAUUCAAAGAUGUCUUGAAGACACCAAAGGGUCCAUGUGAACAGAUGGAUGUUGUUGGCCUCGAUGUAGUAUUGGACAUUGAGAACCACUAUGCAGACUCCCGAGCAGGUGUCCCUGACGAACCGAGAGAAUACCUUCAGAAAAUGAUUCACAGCGGGCACCUUGGCAUCAAAAAUGGCGAAGGGUUUUACAAAUACGCAGGAUGA
Molecule: messenger RNA, 846 nt
Organism: Penicillium canariense
Lineage: Eukaryota; Fungi; Ascomycota; Eurotiomycetes; Eurotiales; Aspergillaceae
Product: 3-hydroxyacyl-CoA dehydrogenase family protein
Exons: 6
Coding region: 1-846 (281 amino acids)
Biological process (GO): fatty acid metabolic process
Molecular function (GO): oxidoreductase activity, acting on the CH-OH group of donors, NAD or NADP as acceptor; NAD+ binding
Source: RefSeq, a predicted model, not a curated record